Thecamonas trahens ATCC 50062 is the source of this 1448-nucleotide messenger RNA. RefSeq lists its product as uncharacterized. The coding region runs from base 22 to 1341 and encodes 439 amino acids. Lineage: Eukaryota; Apusomonadida; Apusomonadidae. The transcript is spliced from 2 exons. The record is from RefSeq and is a predicted model, not a curated record.
CUCUCUCCCACUGUCAUCAACAUGGCUCGGAGCAAGAAGAACUCCCGCAAGCGCAAGAAGGUUAAGCGCAAGCGCCUGGGUGACUUGCCCAACUCUUGCAGGGCUGGCAUUACUGCUGCCUUUGUCUUUGUCGGCACUGUGUUUUGCUUUGCAGCACUGCUGAUGGACGACUGGGUUGACUGGGGAGACGACAAUACGGCCAAGACUUCGAUCUCGCUCUGGUCGCGGUGCUUUGACCACGUCCACAACUUCCGGACAUGCGUCGAGCUGCGCAACUCGGCUGAGGACUCGGACCUGGCCGAUGCAGGCCUCGUCGCUGGCAUCAUGCUGGUGGCGGCUGUGACUUGCGGCGCCAUCGGCACCUUUGUCUCGCUCAUCUUUGCCUUUGGCAAGCCCAUCGGCGUCUGCUGCUUCAACCGCUCGCGCAACGCAGCCAUCUCGUUCUUCCUCACCUUUGGCAUGACGCUCUUUGCGUACAUGACGUGGAUUCUGUACUCGUCGAUCUACUUUUCGACGUCGCGGUACACCGACUCGGACCCGAAGCAGACCGCCGGUGCUGCGUUCUACCUUGCGGUGGUGGCCUCUGUUCUCGGGACCGUCGCCACGCUUGGCUCGCUCUUCAACUGGUGGGUCGAUGCCAAGACGUACGAGGAUACGGUGUACAAGAAGCCUGUCCUCGCCUCGCUUCUUCUGGCUAUCGGCGCGGUGCUUGUGGCGCUUGCGCUCGGCACCCGCGGAUGGAUCCGGUCGCCGUCGUCCAACUCGUUCCAGCUUGAGGGCUUUACCGGCCGGGCUGAGGUUGGCCUCUUCCAGUACUGCCUUGUCUCGGGCCCGCUCUCGUCGUGCUCGUACCUGCGCAAUGCUGACGCCUCGGUGGUCAAGACCAACGUGACCGGCAUCUCGCUUGACACCCUCGCCGAGGGCGGCUCGACUACCGCGGCGCUGCUGGUGGCGAGCCUCCUCGCCGGCGUCCUCGGCUCGUUCAUGGCCAUGAUCCACGGCCUGCGCAAGGACAUGGGCUUCCUCUGCCUCUCCAAGUGGCGCAACGGCUACGUCGUCUUUGUGCUUUCAAUCAUCUUCUCCGGCUUCUCCACCGUCGCCUGGAUCGCCUACUCCUCGGUCGUCUUCUCGGACGAGGACUACAAGGACUCUGACUCGCUCAAGGCUGGCUUCUCGGUCGGCUUUGCCGUUGCCGCCUCGGUCUGCGGCGCGCUCGCCACCUUCCUUGCCUGCCUCGCCCGCCACGGCUCGCCCGACUGGUACGGCUCGUACUACGACGAUGAUGCCACCACCGACGACGAGAUGACGACCGACGCCGAGACGACCGCGUACUCGUCGUAAUCGCGCCACGCUACCGCAGCGUACCGCUGCCGCUCGGCAGCGUUGGCUUUUGGACUUCCCCCUCCCUCCCGAGGGCGCCCCCCAAGAAUGAACGCUACCGCCGCGUC